AUGUGAAUGCUGGUGUGCUUGAAGUAUCUGUACCGGUAUUUAAUGCGUCUGUCCAGCCUUAUACCCAUAGCCCUGUGUCCAGCGUGGGAAAAACCAACAUCUGUAUACAAGCUGCACUGGAUUAGAUCUUGCAGGUCUCUGUUUACCGGAACCAAGUUUUGUGCGUUUCUUGACCGUCUGGCGAAAACAUAAGGGACGGUCAGGAACAUUAGAUGAAAUAGAACACGGUUUUUGCGUUUCAAACUGUACCUCCGGUCCUUCCCCGGCAUGAGAGCAAACUCAAAUUUUGUGAUCUGCAACGAUGGACCGUCUUCUGCUGCAGCGCGUAAGGACUCACAGCCUAUAGGAAAGAAUCUGAUUAAUGCAAGAAGAGGAAAACCGAAAGACACGGUUGAGGGCAGGACGCAGCAAAGGUUUCGAGAGACAGCGUUUUCCCCCAGUUCAGACGCGCUGCGUUUCGCAUCUGCCACUCGCAACUCGCGCACUUGGAAGGGGCUGUGGCAGGUUACGCUCCAAGAAAUGCAUUGUUUAGGUCAACCUGUCUCCAUCGAUCGUCCUCCGUUUGUCUCCUUUCAUUUCACACAUUCACAGUCUAUCGUAAGUCCCAUGCGGAGGUGUCGCGAAAAGAAAAUCGGCUGCAUUCGCCUGGCCUGGAUUCAUCUUGGGUGCCUGCUUGCUAUCUGUAGUCCCAUCUUCGUCUCAGGAACCUUGGGCCGGCCAAUGUAG
Molecule: messenger RNA, 726 nt
Organism: Toxoplasma gondii ME49
Lineage: Eukaryota; Apicomplexa; Conoidasida; Eucoccidiorida; Sarcocystidae
Exons: 2
Coding region: 268-726 (152 amino acids)
Source: RefSeq, a predicted model, not a curated record